Molecule: messenger RNA, 3269 nt
Organism: Hordeum vulgare subsp. vulgare (domesticated barley)
Lineage: Eukaryota; Viridiplantae; Streptophyta; Magnoliopsida; Poales; Poaceae
Exons: 13
Coding region: 1924-3267 (447 amino acids)
Source: RefSeq, a predicted model, not a curated record
UUAUCGUAUCUAGUGUACUGGUGUACUAGCUACGCACGCCUCGCCAUAGCUCGUACCUGACCUAAAUCGCCCCGUCGUCCACUACCUCGUGACCAUGCUGGCCCAUCCACCAACCCGGACACCAUUCAAAUUUGAAAUCCACUCACGCAGUCGCAGCUGCAUCCAGCGGAGGAACCAAGCCCUCCCCGUCCCCUCACCUGGAUCAUCAGAUUUGUUAGAAAUUCACCAAUGGAUCUUGGCCCCGGGUCAUUCACCGAUCUCUUGUUCAGCUUUUCUUUCCAACCUUUCCCAGCAGAAAACGCCUCAGAUCUGAGCGAGCUAGAGGAAGAGGAGGCAGACGAGGAAGACGAGGUAGAGCAUCCUGAUUCCCAGAGCGACUCUCCUUCCUCAAGCCAAGAUGACGAGAAGAAUAUGGCCACAGAUUUAGGAUCUCAUUCAGAUGGGGAUUUUAAGAAUAAGGCCAUCCCCGAGUUUUUCAACGGCGCAGAUGGGGAUGACACCGAAGAGCAUGGAACUAAAGUGCAGCCCAAUCCAUCUCCAUGGCGUCAAAGGGUCCGACUUGGCAAGAUACCUGAUCGCCGUGCUACAUCGUCGGGCAGGGUCAGUGUUUUGGAGAAUUCAGUGAAGAAAUACGCAGAUAAGAAAUCAAAGUUCGUCGUCAAGCCAGAGAUCAGCCAGGAAUUUGAUUCCUUGGCCGAAGCUUACCACUUUUACAACCUAUACUCUUGGGAGAUUGGCUUUGGCAUCAAGUAUGGACAAUGCAGAAGGAAUGUUGAAAAAUGCAAGACUGUCCAGGACAUAGUUUGUGGAUGCGCGGGAAAACCACGCAGGGUGAAUUCCCACUCAGUAUGCUGCCAAUGCCCUGCAUUUAUAAGGUUGCAUCGCACACCGGACCAUGGUUGGUUCAUCCAUGAUGUGAAGUAUGAGCAUAAUCACGACAUGGCACAAACUUGCGGAGAGAAGUUGCAUUGGGCAUCUCACAGGCAAAUUGAUGCCCAUGCCAAAGAUAUUGUCAUGCACCUUAGGAACAACAACAUAUCGUUAAGCAAGACUUUCGGGGUGAUUGCUCGAGAGUAACACAAACUAUAAGUUGUGUUUUUCGGUCUAAUGAAACACAUACAUAAUGCCACAAGUGUUCUAUCUAGACAUCUCGAUCUUGAGGACGACAACCUACCACACGAUGUAUUUACAAGAUGCAAGGUCUAUGAGCAGAAGACAAUUAACAGAAUUAUUGAUGCGGAUAUGAGCACAGGAAAAAAUUCAGAAAUUGUGAUAUACGGACUGCUGCUGCCGAGGCCAGCGCACACAGUAUGUUACAGAGGAACAUGUAUUCGAGGUCGUUAAUACGGAAUUUCACAAAUCACGGAGAAGGGUCAAGCAAAACCAAGAGAGGACCGAUGGUCGAGGAGAUUGCAUCCAUACUUGUGGAAAAAGUGGGGCAAUACUCAUCUAGAUGCAGAGAAGUUUUGCAAAUGGCGUAUAAGAAAGGUGAAAAGAUAAACAAACGCCACGCUCAUGGGUGGGAAGGGGUAUUAAGUGAGACAGAAACCUUUAUCGAAGAAGAGACCUCAAAGAUCAUUGCAGAUAUAGAAGAAAUAUCAAGUACUGUAAGGCAGAACAACAAAAGGCCUAGGGAAGAUAAAUAUAAAGGAGGUGAUGUCUCCACUGAAGAGUCCGGAGAAGAGUCGCCAUUGUCACCAGGUUCAGCCAUGUGUAACCCAAAUACCAAUAAGUUACACUAACGAAGAUCCUGGACCUGUUAGCCAUAGGGCAAAUGAAAAUCAACAGGGUUGUUCAACAAAAAGAGCAAGGGUCAAAGAUGCAACUGCAGAGGCUGACCCAGCAAUAAAAAAUCUAGAUGAACUAAUUGCUGCAGUGGAGCAACAUAACGAAGUCAACGAUGAUACAUAAGUGCAUGACCAAAUGCCAAUUCAGGCUCAAUCAGCAGAUGGUAGGAAGUGGAUUUAUGGACCUCAUUCGUCGCUGAACACAGAGAUCCCCUCAUUUGACCUUGGCGUAGACAAAGAUGAAGCAGUCCAGGUAUCAAGCAGGGAAAUGACAGCCUUGGAUACAAGACAGCAAGAUAAACACACUGAGCAGUACACAAAACAGGGCGGUCCAAGCAAAUUUAAGAUAGAUUUCACAGGCUUCAGGAGCAUAGACCUGAUGGAUGAUUUCAGCAAAGCGGUCUUGCCACAUGUGUUUGCAGGUGCGAGUUCCGUGCCAUCAGCUAACACAACACCGGGGUCAACAGAUGGAAGAGAUGGCCUGCAAGGGUCAGGACUUGAGAUAGUAUGCACUCCUGCACACGAGGUUGUUCAACCGAACAAGGCGGCAGGAACAACACAUGUCAGCCUGAACAGGGAGAUAGCCGCCCAAGAGCUAGACAUACGUGAGGAGAUGGAGCAGGCAACAAUCAAUCUAAACGUUACACAAACACAAGAUGGGCUUAGUACACAACCACAGAGAAAAAGGACCGUUAAGCCAGGGAGGGCUGCACGAUCCCCUUUCGUCCUAGGGUAUGAUCCUCCUGUAAGAGCACCAGCUAAUGUUAAAAAGGUCUUUAGGAUGUUUAUGAAAGAGCCUGCAGAUGCAAGGAAAUACAAUUGGGUUAUCAGCACGCAGCCAAAAUACCUGGAGCUCACGGCUGAUCGUAUCAGGAUGAACCUGUCCGAAGGAGGUGUAAUAGAGAAUGAUUUGAUGACAGUAGCAGUUAGAAGAUACCAGCAAAAGGACUUUAUCUUUGCAUUGGAUAAAGAUGAAGGUUGCUGGCGACAUUGGCUAGAGCCAGACUUUAUGAACCAUGUGAGUAGAGGAGACGUGAUCGUGAGGUACGUCCGGGAUAUGUUAAUCGGGGAACAUAUUAAUUAUGACGUGCACAGAUGCACAGAGUUCAUACUGCGUGUGAAGUUCAACUUCACAUGGUCGACAUACAUAUGGGAUUUUCCAAAAAAGAGGAUAAUUGUCCUUGACCCAACCAUUAACAAUGGGGACGAGUCUGACAAAUUAAUCCAGAACAGGCACCAUAAGGUUGCAGAUAACCUUCAUGUUGCAUUGCAAAGCUGCAUUCAGCAAUUCUUUCAAGGUUGGGCUCCAGACAUGGCAAGAUGGAAUACAGUUUUCCCGAAAGGGCUCAAUGUUGGCCUAUGCAACGGGCCAGACAGUGGGGUAUAUGCGCUACACUACGGACGCAACUGGAUGGGAAGUAAAUUCAAGAGGGUCUUAAACCCGGUUCGUAAGCAGCUGACUUGUAACGUUUUCAAUUAACC